UUGAUACUUCCUCGGUAUUAAUAGUUACAGUAUACAUUGUUAUUUGGUGGAAAGUCACAUAAAUAACAGACCAGUCAAAUGAUUGUUAGACUGUUAAAACUUCGGACGAUAGAACAGCUAUAACCUAAAGUUACUGAGCAGAGCAUUAGCACUAGCCCAGGCUGUUGCCCAGCUCCACACCAAUUGUCACGUGACAAUUGAAGGAAAAACAAACGCGCGGCAGUUGGUUAACUCAACUCUACAGGGACGUUAAUAUAGAAUGUAUUUUUAUUUUAUUUUUUCAUGUAAGGACUUGAAGAAGUACGAGCGUGUAUUUUAAAAACGACAUCUGUGAUCCUGAAAAUGCGUGUAGAAGGGGCUUGAGUUUUUAUAAUGCAAAACAAUUCCGCCAGCAUCUCGAAUCAAGUGAGAACCCGACCAGUCAGAUCUGGCGGUGCCACUAAACGGGUGCGAAAAAUUCAAACCAGAAAGAUUCCUUAUAGAGUCGGAUACACCUGGAACAAAGGUGGAAGACUCAAGGAGCUGAGGAUAAGGCAAUUGGCAAGAAAGUUUCUAAAAAUAUGGAUGAAAAACACAUUUGGUCGAAUUCUUCCUCAUGAAGCCAGGUUCUACUAUAACAGUGUUGUCCUGAGACGAACCUUUGAAGGAUGGAGAGAUGAGUGGUGGGCCUCUAGGAGGGAAUGGAGUCUUACAGUACGAGCAGAGUGUCACUACAGAUAUUACCUGUUCAACUGGACAUUCCAAAGUUGGAGAAACUUUAUAUCUUUGCAAAGCGAGAAGAGGGCAAAAAUGCAAAGUGCACUAUCAUUAGCUGACAGGCGACUGAAGCAACUUGUUUGGGACAGAUGGAGGGCUUUUAUAGAGAUGAGAAGAAUGCAGAACAGAACGCUUGAAUCAGUUCUUGCACAAAGGAGAGUCUCAACUAUCCACUUAGCGUGGAAUUUGUGGCAGACUAGGGUACAGCAGGAACAACACCUGAAGCAAAGGGCACUGAAUUUACAGAGGAAGGCUUGGGUUUUGUGGAGAGAGAUGCACAGAUCUGCUUGUUGCCAGAAGGAAAAAGAAUCCAAAGCUGCAUUUCACUUCACUCUAAAAUUGAAAAGAAGAACAUUCCAUCAGUGGAUAAAUUAUGUGUCCUGUCGCCAGACCAAGAAGAAAACACAAGCUGUGGCUCAGCGGGCCUGUUAUCUGCGCCUGAUGGGAAAAUGUUGGAGGAGAUGGAACAUCUCAUUAAAUCACAGUCGGAGUGAAGAGACAUUGUUGCAAGCUGCAAGUCAUUUGACUGUCAGGAGCAUUCAACACAGAGUACUGAUUCGCUGGAAAGCUUACAUGAGUUUGUGCAGAGAAGAGAAUGAAAGAAACCAGAAAGCAGCUCAACAUUUCCACCAUCUUUUAAUGCGUUCUGGAUUGCAGGGGUUGUCUCUUAAUGUCAUGUGGAACAAAGCACACCGACUGAACAACAACAUAGCUGUCCAGCACUUUCAUCAAACAAUGAUAAGUAAGUAUUUGAAACUGUGGAGAGACCAUCUAGAGGAGGCUGAGGAUCAGAAAUUUCAACCUCUAACUGAGAUGGCACUGACUAACUACAGGAUUUCUCUGCUGAGGAUCUGUUUCCAUCACUGGAGAGAGAAACUUGUUGAGCUGAGACACAUGCAGGAAUUGGAGCGUUGUGCAGACAUUUUGUCUGGAAAGCACUUGUUAUCUCGAUGUUUCAAGUCAUGGGUUGACUUCACUCUGCAGAGACGGGUAUGUGAGCACAGACGACACAAAGCGGAUGUCUAUAACCGACAACGUCAGUACACCUGGGUGUUCUACACCUGGCAGAAAAAGUCAAAGAAACAAACAGAGGAGAUGCUCUCUGAGCGAAUGGCGAUUCUUCACAAAGAGCGAUGCCACAUGCAGAGAGCCUGGACUCGAUGGAGACAAAGUACGCAACAGCAGAUCAAAGACGCGGGAAAACAGAAAGCUUUACACCGCCUGUACCUUCACAGGCUUCUCCACAACACAAUGAUGCAGUGGAAGGACAACAGCUGCGAGAUACGAGACAGGAGAAAUAGAGAACGACAGGCCUGUUAUCAAGGUGACCUGCGCUGCAUGAGAUUGGCUGUAGACAAAUGGAAAAAGUAUGUUCAAAGCCAGAGAGUGAAGAAAAACAGAAUGAAGGAGAUCCAGCAGUACCAUGAAGUUAAACUCCUCCAAAACUCCUUUGUGGCAUGGAAGAAACAUCACCUACACCUGUCUCUCAUCUAUGAACAUGCUGAGGAACUUUACAGGCAGCGCACAAAGUGUUUUCUCAGGAAAUUUCUUAUUGUUUGGAGAGAGAAAGCAGCACUGCUGGCUGAGAUCCGGACUGCACAAAACCACUUCCAGCAUUCCCUCCAACACAAGGUGUUUUUUGGUUGGAGAAAAGUAACAGCACAUGCAGUGUUAAGGCGUCACCAGCAGGGGGAAGCACUCAGCGAGGUUCAACAGACAAUAAAUCAAGUGGUGGUGCUGCACUCUUUCAGACGGUGGAGGAACCAAACCAGGGAGGCACAGAGGGAGAGGAUGAACAUGGAAAAAGCCAGGUGGCACCAUAACUCCAAACUUCUCUAUAAAACUCUGAAAGCAUGGAGCAAACAUCACCACCAGCUCCAGAAAAAUAAGGUGAUGAAGCGGCAAGGAAUCUUGUUGCUGAAGCUGAAGGUGUACCAGACUUACUUUGAACAGUGGAAAAUGAAGCUGCAGCACAGACGGAGAGAAGCUCAACAUACAGAGCGAGCUCUCUGGCACUGGUCCCUCACUCUUCAGGCCAAGGUAUUAUAUGGAUGGAGGAUGUGGGUCACAGAGCAGCACAGCAAGCGAGAGCAGGCAGUCAGAGCUGCGCAGGUCUACAGAGACCAGCUGCUGAGGGAGGGUGUGACGUGCAUCCUCACGUACGCUGCUUACAUGAAUAAUCUCACAACAGACCUGACAAAGUUCAGCCAAGAACAAAGAUCACAGACUCUCCAGAGAGUUGUUAAACGGUGUGCCAUGCGGUGGAAGCAGCGUGCGUUGUGUAAACCACAGAAAGAGCAAGAGGUCCAAGAGCAACCUGCGAAAAAGAGUGUGACUUUCUGUCUUCCAGCAUCUACACUGAACUGCAUUUCCUCGACUGACUCAGUAGAACAGGGAUCUGAAACUUCUCAUCAGAGCACCCUCAUAUCUACUGAGCCUUACAUGUCCACUGUGGACUUGCCUCUGAAAGCCCAGAACCAGGACCUUCUUAUGCCUCCUUCAGCUUUUAUGGUCUCAGGGACACAGAAUACAUUGGGGAAAUCCAGCAGGUCAUGUCCCGGAGAGCCUUUACUUGUACCUUUUCAUCAGGCUGCCACUCCAUUUAAUCACCUCUCAUCAGCUUAUCCGGAUGAACAUCUGAGAGCAUUGAGUCAAGAGAGUGAGGAUCCAUGUGUGGAAGAUUCAUCAACUGAUCCAAUAUCAGCUCUAACGAGAGAGCUUCACAGCAUUCAGCUAGACCUGAAGAGCUUCCAGCGGAGCAGACAUCAGCUUCGGGCUUGGCGAAAGUUGAGAGAGGUAUUGCAGAAUUGGCUGCAGAUGAGUGGGGAGGAUGAACAAACGGAAAGAAAUGCGGUUUGUGAAGAGUUAAAGGAGCUGGACGAGCGCAUCCUUGGACUGUCCACUGAACUUGACAAACAGAAACCAGCGAUGCUUCUCCACGCAGAGAGAAUCCAGCAUUUACAGUCUGUUCUCCGCGCCUCAGGGGUUCAAAGCUAAAGACGUGGAACCCCAUCACUGUGACCGGAGCAUGAAAUGGUCAUCUGCUGCUCAUUUGAACUGCUGUUCCUCUGCCUUUAUCACAUUUCCUUAAAACAAUGUAAAGACGUACAGUAAAUGAGUAAAUGAUUCAGCUGGUGCAUAACUUAGCUCAGGCUUUAUGCUUUUGUCUAAAUUCUCGAACCAUAACUGCACCGUUAACAAUUUUCUUCCCAACCAGCUUUUUUUAAAAUCCUGAUAUUGUUGGUUAUUUUUGUUAAAUAGCAUGGAAAAUGUGCUAAAAUGAACUCCACGUAUCCAAAAAUCUUAUAGCCACGUGCUUUAAAGCUGCCUUCCCCCCUAAAUUUACACUUUCAUUUUUGAAAAGUUGGAUAGAGGUCCUCCUUGUGGCAGAUGGUGCUAAAUAUUUUCCAUAUGUGUGCAAAAAGUGACAUAACUGUUUUCAAUGGAGUUGCCCUUGCGCAACAGAUUUUCUAUUUCCCCAUUUGCACUAGUGCCUCAAACACUUGGAAAGCUAUACAGGAAAACUUAGCAUUUCCAGCUCAGAGAGAGGACAGCCGUCUGUUGCUGUCUGCAGGCUGUACAGAACACAUUUCUCUGAGUGUUUGAUCCAAAGCAGGUCACAAUGCGAGGGGUUUAUCGUGUUUUACUCAUUUUCAUCUUUGCCUGCUGUAUCAGGGGUAAGCAUUGUUCCUCAGUUAUUUAUUUGCAUUAUUUUGUAUUAAUAUCUAGCCUCAUUGUGAUAUCAUUUUUAUUUAUAUUGGUAUUUUUGUGGAUUUCAUUUAUAAAAACAGAUUAAAACUAUUAAAAUAUUAUAUUUUCUGUUAACAUUGAUUCAGGUGUUGUUUAUUAUAUGUAUAAAAACCUGUAUUUUCCUAAAUCACAGAUAUGCAUAAAACAAAUCAGUAAUUUAAAUAAAAACAUGCACAUCCAUCCUCUAACU
Molecule: messenger RNA, 4696 nt
Organism: Melanotaenia boesemani (Boeseman's rainbowfish)
Lineage: Eukaryota; Metazoa; Chordata; Actinopteri; Atheriniformes; Melanotaeniidae
Gene: sfi1
Product: SFI1 centrin binding protein
Exons: 29
Coding region: 373-3753 (1126 amino acids)
Molecular function (GO): phosphatase binding
Source: RefSeq, a predicted model, not a curated record